Molecule: messenger RNA, 2236 nt
Organism: Poecilia latipinna (sailfin molly)
Lineage: Eukaryota; Metazoa; Chordata; Actinopteri; Cyprinodontiformes; Poeciliidae
Product: leucine-rich repeat, immunoglobulin-like domain and transmembrane domain-containing protein 2
Exons: 3
Coding region: 161-1882 (573 amino acids)
Molecular function (GO): protein binding
Source: RefSeq, a predicted model, not a curated record
CCCUGACCUACAAGACUGAGCUGAUGCCAAAGCUGAUACCCAAGAAUUAGACCUUCCUUCUUCCUGAACAUGUCAGGGAUUAAGUUUAAUAGGCUUCUGUUGUUUACUGCCAUGGGCAUCUCUUUACCACGCAUACAAACCUCAGACUUCGUCACGGACUAUGGACACAAUGAUUUACCUUCUGGUUGUAAUGUUAAUAAAAGCUGAACCAUGUAGAAGUUAUCCUCGAUGUUUAAGUGGGUGCAGCUGUAUUGAUGACCGUCAUGGAAGGUCACUCAUAUGUAUGGAAGAAAGCGCCUUCGGGGCCAUUCCCGACAACCUUCCAGACGAUUUGACCAAAAUACGGAUAGAAAAAUCUCACUUCACUGAAAUCCCCAGGGGAGCUUUUUCCAAAACACCCGCAGUGGAAAACCUGUGGCUGAACUUUAACGACAUCACAGUUAUAAACUCAAAAGGUCUGGAGGGUUUGGGGAACCUAACCGAGCUCCGUCUGCAGGGGAACAAGCUGCGAUCAGUACCAUGGACAGCGUUCGAGGACACGCCGAACCUCAAGAUCCUGGACCUGAAGCACAACCAGCUGGACGUCCUCCCGGAGCACGCCCUCAAAUUUCUACCAGGGCUCACAUAUUUAGAUUUAUCCUUCAACCAGCUCACGGUCAUAUCGAAGGAAGUCUUCCAGAAUUGGCCUCUUUACCAGAAAAUACAAAAUGCAGAGGAGCGGGACGUCACCGCGUCCAGGACGAACGUCGUCCUGGCGCUGCACGACAACGCCUGGCUUUGCGACUGCCGCCUGAAGGGCCUCGUGGAGUUCAUCGCUUCCUUGAGUCCUCCGAUCAUACUGAUGAACUCUUACCUGACCUGCUCAGGGCCGGACUUUAGGGCGGGCAAGUUCUUCCACGAGAUCGAGCUGCAGGCGUGCACAAAGCCAGUGGUCAGCACGCCGAAGGCGAACAUGAGCCUGCCUCUGGGAUCCAACCUCACCCUGCACUGCUACGCCAAGGCGAGGCCGGACCCUACUGUGUGGUGGACAUAUGGUCUGAAGAUAAUCAGAGGAUUUCAUGAGUCCCAAGAAAGAGUUUCCGAUGACACCAUCAGAUCCCAUCUGGUGAUUCCUUCUCUUAGUGCAGCAGACCGUGGGGUCUACACCUGCACUGCCGUGAACUUCAUUGGGAACUCCUCGGCGAGCGUCCUCCUGGAUGUCAUCUCUGCUGACAGCGCCUCGCCGUCUCACGUCGCAGGCUUCCCAGCUGCAUCGGGGGUUGCUGAUCAAAAUGUUUUCAUUGACAUUCGCAUCGCCAAGCAGACAGUGCGUGGCAUCUCUAUUGAGUGGUUCGCCGCCCUAGAACGGCCCUCCGAAACAUGGUUCACCAUUCACUUUGGUCAAGCUGGUGAUGACAAAAAAGAAAUGACCUACAUUGGACCUGGAAUUCACUCCUACUCCAUUUCAGAUCUGAUUCCUGCCACCAAAUACGAGAUCUGUGUGACUCUAAAGAGCCAGAUGCCACGUCCAGGCCAGUGCAUUGUGUUUGUGACAGGAACUGACAUCACAGAGAUGGAGCAAAGGGAGAAGCUAAUCCACAUAGUGGUGAUAGUUUUAGCAAUGGUGCUGGCCGUGCCGAUAGGCAUGUACGUCUGCACCACCGACACUCGAAUUCCCUGCUAUGAGGUCAUCGUAGAGUCGUGGAAGAGACGGCAGAGAGAAAGCAACUCGUCUGGGAUGGAACAGGAAAGACAUGGCACUUUUGACAGCCUGCAGGCCGCCAGUGAUGAGGAGCUGGUCAAUAAAGAUUUCAAUGAAGACAGAAAGGUGAGGAGGAGGUCUGAAGACAGAUUGCGUAAAGGCAGAGCUGAUCAGAGCAGACUUACCGCUGAACUAUAUUGAAUUAAACAUACAAGUUGACAUUAAACAUGUCAACUUGUAACCAAAAUCCCUCCCUGAAUACACAGAUGUAUAAUUUAGAUGUUUGUGAAGUUAGAAUUUUUGCAAAAGCAUUGCAAAAAAUUAUAAGAUUUUCAAAAGCAUCAGAUGUAAAAAAAAAAAAAAAGAACAAAGUCAAAUAAAUUAUAUUAAAUCAUGCUUUUAUUUAGGAAACUGAUUAAGUAUUAAGUUGAAAUCUUUUAGGGGCAGCUGCAAUAUUUCACAAUUCAAUUAUGCAAUUCUGAAAUUGUUUAGGUCAGGCUAUUCUAUUCACGGGUAAAAAUUAAAUUUUCACUAGUCUGAAUACAGCUCUGGAAA